UAUUGAAGCGAUCGAUCCAGUCGCUGCCAACCUAUACAGCACAGUCUCUGAAACUCCAGCUUUCAAUAGCGAGCAAUCAUCUGUCAUGGAAACGACUAACGAAAUUUUGCCGGACAUAAUACCGUCAAAGCGCGUCCCUCGCAAACCCAAACCUUAUCAACCAAGAAAAGACAAAGUAGAAAUAGAAAUCUUUUUGGGAGACGAAGGGCCAGAGCGCGCUAAACAAGAGCCAUUGAUCGUAUACAGUACAGUCGACGAAACCAAAAAUUCUGCCAUUGAAAUGUCAAAUGUUGCUGAUUUUCGUGAUCCAGUUGCGAAUCAAUCAAAAAUCCAAGAGCAAUCUCAUCUGCCUGUCUAUGCACGCGUUAGUCCGAAGAACAAGCGUCGGAAUAUAUACACGGUCACAACAGAGGAAGUCGUUGAUAACACUGCUGGUCUUGACGACAGUGCGUCCGGCACUAACGGACAAGUUCAUUCCAUUUCGAAGGAGGAAGACACAAUUAGUGGCGGUCGAGAACAUGUGCUCGAUAUGUCUAGGAAUUACAUCUCAGAGCAAGAAAUUGUUUUGUCUAGCGAAGACAUGACGUCAGAUGUAUAUGCUGUGCCUUUACCUCGAUCUGGACUGUCACUGAUUGGUGAUGGCGACACUGGACAGUCUACUCUCUAUGCAUACGACAAGUUUACUUUCGCUGACUUACUGCAUGUAAUCAGUGAGAGCAGGCAAGAUGCCAAUACGGAGACCCAAGAAGAGAACAUGCUGUAAGCCAAGUGAUUGUGAGGUAUAUAUACACACACAGAUGUACUAUUGAGUGACAAUGACUCAAGGACGAUCAAUAACACAUAGUGUAGCAAUAGAAAUUUUGAUAGUUUGUGAGGGGGGAUUCACUAGACUUGUUAGGUAUUUGUCUGGUUAUAAGUACGAUUUUCUAAGUUCAAGGCCGUAGGAGCUAGGCCACAGAGCGUGUUCAUGCAGCAUGGCCGCUCAGGUUUCCAAGAAGUACAAUGUACAAUUAUCACGACAGCUGCCACUUCCGGUCUUGGC
This is a messenger RNA of Corticium candelabrum, 1042 nucleotides long. RefSeq lists its product as uncharacterized. NCBI's taxonomy places the organism in Eukaryota, Metazoa, Porifera, Homoscleromorpha, Homosclerophorida, Plakinidae. The coding region runs from base 86 to 763 and encodes 225 amino acids. The transcript has 2 exons. The record is from RefSeq and is a predicted model, not a curated record.